Danaus plexippus (monarch butterfly) is the source of this 2567-nucleotide messenger RNA. Its product is annotated as facilitated trehalose transporter Tret1-2 homolog. The transcript is spliced from 9 exons. NCBI's taxonomy places the organism in Eukaryota, Metazoa, Arthropoda, Insecta, Lepidoptera, Nymphalidae. Gene Ontology annotation, molecular function: transmembrane transporter activity. Gene Ontology annotation, biological process: transmembrane transport. Gene Ontology annotation, cellular component: membrane. The record is from RefSeq and is a predicted model, not a curated record. Bases 190 to 1641 code for a protein of 483 amino acids.
AAAAUCAGAACGAUAGUCGUAUCCUGACAGAUAACUUUUUAUCAUAGGUACAACUUUUCCAUUACAAGCUUCAGUAUGCAUUUAUAUUCGAAUGAAUAGUGACGGGAAGGAAUAAGACGUGAGGUUUUAAAUAAAUUCCGUUUUUACUAAAAAGUGUUCCAGCAAUGUCUUAAAAAUACUUUAACAAAUAUGGAACAUGGCAGGUUUAUUCAAUACAUGACAGCAUUCGCACUGUCAUUGUCUACCGCCACAUUGGGUGUGUCCUCAGCAUGGCCAACUCCCGUCAUACCAAAGUUUCAUAGAAAUGAAACUAAUGUACAAAUAACUGACAAUGAAAUAGCCACAAUGUUGGCGAUGUCAGCCCCCGGUUUUGUGGCUGGCAGCUUACUCACCAGAUUUGUGGCGGACAGCUUCGGAACUCAAACCACUGUUUUAGCGAGCGCAUUACCAAUCGCUACUGGCACGGUAAUUGCAGUGUUGGCAACGCAGGCUUGGUUGUUGUUCAUCAUGAAAUUCUUGUGGGGCUUUGGAACUGGGAUGGUUUCCACGGUGGUGACGAUGUAUUUAGCUGAAAUAGCCGACAAAGAUAUUCGUGGUACCUUAGCAGUUGGAACAAGGUUCAUGUUUAACCUCGGCAGUCUUCUUGUCAUUUCUAUAGGACCUUUCCUAUCAUUUAGCACAUUAAAUUACUGCAUACUAGGAUUGCCUGUAAUAUUUUUUACAGCUUGUCUAUGGAUACCUGAAUCUCCAUAUUAUUAUUUGAAGAAAGGCAAAGUGGAACAAGCGAGGCGAGUUCUCAUAAGAUUAAAAGGGGAAGAGAACGCAGAGAUCGAAUUAGAGUCUUUAAAGGCAGAUGUGAAUAAGGAAAUGCGACAUUCUGGGACGGUUUGCGAAUUAUUUACUGGGAGACAAUAUAGACGUCCGCUCGUAAUAGCAUUGGGUUUGAAGGUAACCCAGAUAAUGACGGGUACACUUACUAUACAGCAGUAUUUAGGGCGUAUUAUGCAAGAUGCAAACAUCAAUAUGAAAUUAUCAACUAUACUGGUUAUUUUUGGUAUAGUCAAGUUUGUUGUUGGUAUAAUGUCUUCCAUUUUGGUAGACAGAGUUGGACGGAGACCGCUUUUGAUAUAUUCAUAUUUCGCUUUCGGCCUCUGUGUGGCAACAGCUGGUUCAUACUUUUUUUUAUUGGAUGUCGUUUCUUUAAACCCAUCAGUUCUCAGACCAUACGGUAUUGUACCGUUUGUGGCUAUAAUUCUUUGUAGUGUAGUGUCCACUUUAGGUUUCAAUUCGAUUAUAAGCAUCAUAUCAGCGGAAGUUUUCCCCUUAAACGUCAAACCAGUAGCCAUGACAACGCUUAAUGUUUUCGGAGGUUUCGCCGGAUUCUCCGUGGCUAAAACGUAUCAGGCCGUGAAGAAUAUAUCCGGUUUGUGCGGUGCGUUCUGGAUGUUCUCUUUGAUAGCGUUUUCUGGUGCUGUAUUUUCAUAUUUCGUCGUACCAGAAACGAGAGGGAAGAGUCUGCGUGAGAUUCAAGAAAUCUUUCAAAUUAAUGAUAACAUUGAAACCAAGAUCGAAGAGACGCUUUUAUCAAAACAAAAUGGCGGCACAGAGCUCAACGUACUGAAUAAAGAGUACAGCUUGUAGGAAUGUUAAUAAAUAAGGCUUUAGACUUUAAAAUUUAAGACUGAAACCUUUUAUACAUGUUCUUUAAUUUGUAAGUACGAUAACAGACUUGUCCGUUAAGUUUAAAAAACGUCUGAAGGUAUAUUCAGAAAACUCGAAGAAAGGGAAUUCUAGGCUUAUGAAACAUAAAUGUCCCAUAAAUAUAUAUAUAUAACUUAAGCUUGAAAGUGUACUUAUAUAUUUAAUAAAAAUUGCAGGCAAUCGGCUAUUGCUACUGUGUGAGAGAGUCCACAAUUACCUAAUAUCAUUAUGAUCUUUAAAAUGUUGUCAUAAUUCAUAUAUUUUUCACAUAAAGCAACUUUUUUUUCAAAAUUAUUGAUUUUUUGUUAUUUUUAUUGGUAUUUUAAUUUUUGUUUUAUCUGUGCAUUAGAAUAGCAAUAUUUGAUUAGUCACUUUGUUUGUAUGAGAUGUAUUCAUUUGGUAUUAGUCUCUUUUGCAACUUCAAAUUAAAUGUUGAAUCUUUUAAAGUUUUUAAUUAAUACUUACGUUGAUGCGAUUAUGUAGCAAGAUUUAUGAAUAUUCUUGAGUUGGUAUAUAACUUAGUGAUGCAAACUAGUAUUUAAGGAGUACUAAAUAGGGUUGAAAAUCCAAGUACCGAGAGUCACUCAAAUGUUUUAAGCCUUUGCUUCAUUCAAGUUUCCGUGCUCGAAUGUGCAAAGUUCUAUUAUAUGUGUACAAAAUGUACAAGGUGUAGCAUUUAUAAAAAUAAGUUACUCUCAGUGCACGAAUGUCACAUAUUUUUCCGUGUGUUUCCAUGUGUAAUGAGACGUUUAAGCUUUUUCUAUGGAAACAGUUUUAAUGUAGAGGCUAUAUUUCAUAUAUUUUUUUAAUUAAUGAAAAACAUUUUACAAAGUUUAUAAUUUCUAAUAAAAAAUUAUAAAUAUCGC